Messenger RNA from Monoraphidium neglectum, 1209 nucleotides. RefSeq lists its product as hypothetical. The transcript is spliced from 6 exons. The record is from RefSeq and is a predicted model, not a curated record. Bases 1 to 1209 code for a protein of 402 amino acids. NCBI's taxonomy places the organism in Eukaryota, Viridiplantae, Chlorophyta, Chlorophyceae, Sphaeropleales, Selenastraceae.
AUGCUUGAUACUGGACUUUUGAGCCUAUGGCCUACCUGGUGCGGACGCCGCAAGACCAAGCAGCCGUACUGGGACCUGCAAUUGUGCGAGCAGAAGACGAUUGACCUGGCCCUGUCAACGGCGGCCAGCCAUAGCGACAUCCGCGGCGCGCUGACGAUGACGCCGUGCGAUCUGUUCAAGCAGCUGCAGGGGCGCACCCUGUGGAUUAUAGGGGACUCGAUGUCGAAGGACCUCAUCAAGGCCUUCAAAUGUUUCAUGAUUGAGUUUUGGGACCUGAGGCAGUACCACCUGACCAACAACUUCACAGCCAUGCACCACCUGCACAGCCUCCCUGGAUUUGGGGAGCCGACGUGCAUCCACAUGCCCGGCUAUACGCGCAUGUGCCAGAUCCACGCCAUCCAGGGCGACCUGUUCGUCAACACCUCGCGCGCCGCGGCGGGCGUGCUGCCGCUGAUCACCGGCGGCCGCCUCGUGCACAAGGAAGACGUCGUCGUCCUCAACUUUGGGCUGUGGCAUGGGGAGGUGCAGCGGCCGGCCUACAUACAGCACCUGCACGAGCUCGGGGAGUUCUGGGCCGCAAGGCGCGAGGAGUACCCCUGGUUCUUCUUCAUGGAGACCCCCAAGCAGCACUUUGCGGACGCGCACGACGGCGACUACCAGUCGUCCUGGCUGUAUGACAAGAAGCGGCGGCGCGGCAACCACACGUGCGGGCCGAUCAAGAACGUGACGUACCUGCAGGACGGGUCGCUCGCGGCGCGCGCGGGCGACAAGGUCGCGGAGCGCGUCGCGGCGGGCACGUGGCGCAACCUGGACGCGCGGCGGAUCUUGGAGGGGAAGUACGGCAUGCCGCUGGUGCCGAUCUUCAACACGACGGUGGCGGCGUGGGACAUGCACCGCAAGAACUACGCGGGGACGGAGUGCAGCCACUUCUGCCACCCCAGCAUCCCGCAGCUGUGGCUCUGGGUGCUGCACAAGACCCUGCAGGCCAACGGAGUCACGCCGCUGCCACCCCCCAAGGGCCCCGUGCGGGAGCGCAACGGGUGCGCGCAGGUCUAUGAGAGGGACGAGACCAAGCUCGGCGCCCCCAAGUCGGUGGACAAGGUCAUUGCUGAGGCCCAGAAGAGGCACGAGCAGCUUCUGCACGAGCGCCAGAGCGUCCUGUGGCGGCUCCUCGGCCGCCUGCGGCUGCGGCGCGCGCUGGCGCGGUAG